Messenger RNA from Racocetra persica, 134 nucleotides. NCBI's taxonomy places the organism in Eukaryota, Fungi, Glomeromycota, Glomeromycetes, Diversisporales, Gigasporaceae. The record is from the annotation of a GenBank genome assembly.
AUGGAAAAAAGCCUAGGUUUUAUGGGAUGUUCUUCAGAUAUUGCUGGAAAUAGUCAUAAAGUGGUUAAAGAAAACGAAUAUGAAGAAGAAGAUUUUAGUCAGCUAGCAGUAAAAAUUAAGAUAAGUCUAAAAGA